This is a messenger RNA of Rosa chinensis, 727 nucleotides long. RefSeq lists its product as uncharacterized. NCBI's taxonomy places the organism in Eukaryota, Viridiplantae, Streptophyta, Magnoliopsida, Rosales, Rosaceae. The transcript has a single exon. The record is from RefSeq and is a predicted model, not a curated record. Bases 132 to 497 code for a protein of 121 amino acids.
UUUCCUAUAUAUACAUACACAUCCAAACUCCCUUGACAUCUCCCUCAUCACCUGCCAAGUAGCUAUUUCCAGUUUUCAACCCACAUUCUUCCAAAGAGCACACACAUCCAACUAGUGAAGGUACCCUAACAAUGUGGCAUCUUUCAUGGCCCAAGACCACAUGCUCCACCAAGAUUGGUGGUCAUGAACCUCAAACCGCCACAGCCACCGCUGCUACCAAAUGCAUCAAAGCCUCACCAUCACCUUCUCAUUGUACUUGUCUAGCCAAACUGGUGAGGAAGCUAAGGAAACAGAGAAGAAGGGUAGGCUGUGCGAAAAGUUCUUCGUUCCAGUGCCGGUAUGAUCCACUGAGCUAUUCUCUCAACUUUGAUGCCAGUGGAUGUGGGAACUUGUCAGAUGACCAAGAUUACUACAAGUUCUAUGCCUUCUCUUCAAGGUUUGUGGCCAACCCAUCAGGAGCCCCUUGUCCAAGACUAAUCACCACCACCACUCAUUAGAAAAAUCAAGGAUUUGGAGAUUAGAGAUGAAAAUUAGUGAUGAUUCUGUGCUGUAAUGGGUAUCUUGUAUAUUAGUAGAGGUUGGCAUCUGAGAUUUGGGGAGAAGAAGAGAGAGAGAGAGUGUGUGUUUGUUCUAGCUUGAUGGCUAACAAGCCUAUACAGUGUUUCUACUGGUAGUUCAUUUUGCUGACUAGUGGAUACAGUUCAAUCUUUUUCUCUUGUUUCCUUCA